AGUUGGGUCCUUUUCCUCUUCCCUCGUCUCCUCGCAUAAACCCCAGUUCUCUAAACCCUAAACUCUGUCUUAUUUUUCAGGUGUUAUGAAGAAAAGAUUGGUCAGAUAUCUUCUUUCUCGUUCAUGCCCACAUUUUCCCCCCAAAUCAUCUCAUAGAUGUUCUCUUGUUAAUAGAAUCUCUAGCCGUAGCCGUAAUUUCUCGCCUAGAUUUCUCUCCACUUCCCCGCCGGAUGAAUUGCAUGGGUUAGUGGACCCGGAUGAUCCUUUUUCGCCGAUCAAAUCGCAGGAAGAGGUAGAUUUUAGUAAAGAGUUCUCCUUUCUGCGCGAUUCUUUAGUGGAUUCUGACCACAGUGAUGAUUCUCAAAGAGUGCCCAGAGUUGAGGUAAGUCAAUGCUCGGUUGAUGCACUUUCGAUUGCGAACGCUGUUUCUAGUGAAGAGGAUGUAUUUGGGAGCAAAACCCAGAAGUUUCUUAGGCAAUUUAGGGAGAAGCUGAGCGAAAGCUUGGUGAUUGAGGUGCUGCAUUUGAUAAAAAGGCCGUCUGCCAUCGUCAGUUUCUUCAUUUGGGCAGGUAGGCAGAUAGGUUAUAAGCAUACAGUGCCCGUGUAUCAUGCAUUGGUAGAAGCUAUUGUGCGUGAUAAUGACGAAAAAGUUCCUGAAGUGCUUCUGCAGCAGAUCAGGGACGAUGACAGGGAAGUUCUUGGGAAAAUUUUGAAUAUUUUGAUUCAGAAACAUUGUCGAAACGGGUUGUUUAAUGCUGCUCUGGAGGAGUUAGGGAGGCUGAAGGAUUGUGGGUAUAGGCCCUCAAGAUCUACUUACAAUUGUUUGAUUCAGGCUUUUCUUAAAGCUGACCGUUUGGACUCUGCUACUUUGGUUCUUCGGGAGAUGUCUCUUGCGAAUCUUAGGAUGGAUGGGUUUACGCUCAGAUGCUUUGCUUAUUCGCUUUGUAAAGCAGGAAAGUGGAGGGAAGCUCUGACAUUGAUAGAGACAGAGGAUUUUGUGCCCGAUACUCUAUUUUACACAAAACUUAUAUCCGGUCUUUGUGAAGCUUCGCUUUUUGAAGAGGCUAUGGAAUUCCUGAAUAGGAUGCGAGCUAAUUCCUGUGUUCCUAAUGUUGUAACGUACUCAACUUUGCUGUGUGGAUGUUUGAACAAAAGACAGCUUGGUAGGUGUAAGAGAAUUCUCAAUACGAUGAUAAUGGAAGGUUGUUAUCCAAGUCCUAAGAUUUUUUAUUCUCUUGUGCAUGCUUAUUGCAGAUCAGGGGAUUAUUCAUAUGCUUACAAAUUGCUAAAGAAAAUGAUCCAAUGUGGGUACAAGCCAGGAUAUGUUGUUUACAACAUAUUGAUUGGGAAUAUUUGUGGCAACCAAGACUUACCAAGUAGUGAUCUCUUGGAGUUGGCUGAGAAAGCUUAUAGUGAGAUGCUCGCUGGGGGUGUUGUGCUGAAUAAAAUUAAUGUCAGCAACUUUGCGCGGUGUCUUUGUGGUGCUGGAAAGUUUGAAAAGGCAUUUAACGUUAUCUGUGAAAUGAUGGGUAAAGGAUUCGUACCAGAUACCAGUACCUAUUCGAAAGUCAUUGGUUAUCUGUGCAAUGCUUCAAAAGUGGAAAUGGCUUUCCUGUUGUUUGAAGAAAUGAAAAGGAGUGGCAUUGUUCCUGAUGUCUACACAUAUACGAUUUUAAUUGACAGCUUUGCCAAAGCUGGCCUCAUUGAACAGGCUAGUAAGUGGUUUGACGAAAUGAGAAAGGUUGGUUGUCCGCCUAACUUGGUGACAUAUACUGCUCUCAUCCAUUCCUAUCUUAAGGCAAAGAAGGUCACCGAUGCAAAUAAGCUGUUUGAAAUGUUGUUAUCUGAUGGAUUUGUCCCCAAUAUUAUUACGUAUACUGCUUUAAUUGAUGGUCAUUGCAAAGCAGGACAAAGUGAGAAAGCUUGCCAGAUUCUUGAAAAAAUGUGCGGCAGCAGAGAUGUUCGAGAUGUAGAUAUGUACUUCAAGCAGAAUGACGGAAAUAGCGAGAGACCAAAUGUAGUUACAUAUGGAGCUUUGGUGGAUGGCUUGUGCAAGGCUCAUAAGGUCAAAGAAGCUUGGGAGCUGUUAGAUGCUAUGGCCAUGGAAGGUUGUGAACCAAAUCAGGUAGUAUAUGAUGCUCUUAUAGAUGGGUUCUGUAAGGUUGGGAAGCUUGAAGAAGCACAAGAAGUGUUUACCAAGAUGUCUGAGCAUGGAUACACUGCAAGUGUAUAUACUUUCAGCUCUCUAAUUGGCCGUUUAUUCGAAGAAAAACGUCUGGAUUUAGUCUUAAAAGUAUUGUCCAGGAUGCUUGAGAACUCUUGUGCUCCUAAUGUGGUUAUCUACACUGAGAUGAUUGAUGGGUUAUGCAAGGUUGGCAAAACUGAUGAGGCCUAUAAGCUUAUGCAAAUGAUGGAAGAAAAAGGUUGUCAGGCAAAUGUUGUGACAUACACUGCAAUGAUUGAUGGAUUUGGAAAGAUGGGUAAAAUAGACAGAUGCCUUGAGCUAUUAGAACAAAUGGGUUCAAAAGGUGUUGCUCCGAAUUUCAUUACUUAUAGGGUGUUGAUAGAUCAUUGCUGUAGAAAUGGUCUAUUGGAUAUGGCCCACAGUUUUCUGGAAGAAAUGAAACAGACGCAUUGGCCUGUGCAUGUAGCCAGUUAUCGAAAAGUUAUUGAAGGGUUCAAUAAAGAUUUCAUAUCAUCACUUGGACUCCUAGAUGAGAUAGCGAAGGAUGAUGCUGCACCGGUUAUUUCUGUAUAUACAGUUCUGAUCGAUAAUUUUGUUAAAGCUAAAAGGCUGGAGGUAGCUCUUACGCUACAUGAAGAGGUUGCAUCAUUUUCACCCACUUUGGCUGGCUAUGGUAGCACAUAUAAUGCUUUGAUUGAAGGCCUUUGCCUUGCUAACGAAGUGGACAAGGCAUUUCAGCUGUUCUCAGAAAUGACAAAGAAAGGUGUUAUUCCAGAGUUGCAAACGCUGAGUAACCUUAUUAAAGGACUUUUCUGGGACAAAAAGGUCAAUGAGGCACUCCUGCUUCUGGACUCCAUUUCACAGAUGGAUGUCCACUGGACUGAAGCAAAGAAGACAUGAUGGAAGCUUGAGUUUGUCGGUUAUUCUGUCAGUUCCUGUCCAGUCAUCUUGAUGUUGGAUCUAUGGCCGCGCGCCUUCUUGGCUGAUAUCGCAUCCCCGAACGUGCCUGAAACUGCUAAUGUUUUCCACUCAUUAAAGCAUAUCCCUGUAUUUGAAAGAUCUCUAGGAGCAUGAUGCUCUGGUUUUUUCGAUCAAGAGCCUGGAGCCUGUCCUUUAGACUGACCAAAAGCUAGAGUUUUGAUGGCAGUUUCUUAAUCAUCCAUUGUAUUCUCAGUUGGUCGGGAUUGGGAUGCAUCUGUGCUAAGGAUCUAAGAAAGUUAACAACCGAUCGGGAUGGAUCUACGCUCAGGAUUGCAUCAAAAGUGAUCAUUUGUGUGGAUUGAAGAGCUCAUUUGUUACGGCAUGUUACCUGAGAAGAGGAGCUUUAUAUUGUAGACCACAAUUUGUGGUACAUUGAUGCAAUGUGAUAGCCGCGAAACACCACUGGAGACGUUACUGACCCUGUUCACAGAGUAAUCCGGAGUAAUACUCAGGCGGUUCAUACAUAGGAUGUCAGAAAGGUUUGUCUGAUUCUGACUUCAUGGGCUCUGGUUAAGUUUGGUACCAGGACUUGGAGAUCUGCAUAAAUCUGUUUCCUGGAUUGGAAUUUGCUUAAAGGGCAAUGAAACUAAAAAAAGGUUGCGCCUUUCAUAGGUUCUGAAGCAAAGUUUCCAGCUUUUGAACCAUUGGAGCAAGAAUAUAACAGAACAUGCUUGAAAAAUCAAGGUUCUGGAUUGUGAUAGUAGUGGUGGAUAGAGUUGGUGUUGUAUAGUUGUUGGAUUUUGUAUUGUAAAAUCAUCAUAAAUGUAAUGAAUACCAAAAUCAUUUCUGAUCCGUUCAAUUAUAAAAAAGAUUCGUUAGA
Tarenaya hassleriana is the source of this 3986-nucleotide messenger RNA. Its product is annotated as pentatricopeptide repeat-containing protein At1g06710, mitochondrial. NCBI's taxonomy places the organism in Eukaryota, Viridiplantae, Streptophyta, Magnoliopsida, Brassicales, Cleomaceae. The record is from RefSeq and is a predicted model, not a curated record. Gene Ontology annotation, molecular function: protein binding. The transcript is spliced from 3 exons. Bases 86 to 3085 code for a protein of 999 amino acids.